Messenger RNA from Protopolystoma xenopodis, 363 nucleotides. The record is from the annotation of a GenBank genome assembly. Lineage: Eukaryota; Metazoa; Platyhelminthes; Monogenea; Polystomatidea; Polystomatidae.
AUGCCACAUAAUCGUGUAAUAACGAGUGAACAAGUUUACAAGACGAUGCUUCAGGUUGAUAGGAGUUUUUUUGUUAAGAAUUCUCCUUACGAGGAUCGUCCUCAGUCGAUCGGCUUUUCAGCCACAAUCAGUGCUCCUCACAUGCAUGCCUACGCUAUGGAAGCGCUUAAAGCCCAUUUGAAACCUGGCGCACGAGUGCUGGACGUAGGGUCUGGUAGUGGAUAUCUUACUGUCUGUUUCGCUUUGAUGGUAAGAUUCGAUAACCUUAUAAACUCAUUGAAAAUUAUCUUUUUAUAUAAACUUGUAUACAUUGUAUUGUCAUAUUUAAAUUUGUAUGAUAAAUUUAUCAAAAGAAUUUUAUGA